This is a messenger RNA of Hydra vulgaris (swiftwater hydra), 1008 nucleotides long. Its product is annotated as leucine-rich repeat-containing protein 57. Gene Ontology annotation, molecular function: protein binding. The record is from RefSeq and is a predicted model, not a curated record. Lineage: Eukaryota; Metazoa; Cnidaria; Hydrozoa; Anthoathecata; Hydridae.
UUCUUUUUAAAUUAAUUUAAAUACUACAGUUAAUUAUUUUUUAAUCUUCAUCAAAUAAUAUUUUUAAAGAAUUAGUAAUCUUAUGGUAAAAUAUCAAUAUGGGUAACUCGAUAAGUCCUCAUAUAGAAAACGCUAAAAAAACAGGUAUCUGCUCACUUAAAGAUAUGAAGCUUAAAGAGCUGCCACUUGAAAUUACUAAACUGCCAAGUUCUCUACGCACAUUGGACUUGUCGCAUAAUCAGUUAAAAGCGCUCGGCCCAUUAAUUGGUCAGUUUACUUCUCUUAAAUCUUUGUCUGUGAAUCACAAUCAACUCAAGAAACUACCCCUUGAACUCAACGGUUUUUUAAAGCUCGAAAACUUAUCAUUAUCUGCGAACAUUUUGACCACGUUUACUUUGAGCUCAGCAUCUAAAAUGAACAAUCUCAAAACCAUUAACAUAAAUAACAACAAACUAAAGGAAUUUCCUGAAUGUCUUUGUCUUUUACCAAAUAUUGACGUUGUCGAUAUAUCUAAUAACUUCAUAUCUAGUUUGCCUACAAAUAUCGGAAACCUGAAAGCUAUAGAAUUGAAUCUUAAUAAAAACAAGCUGAAUUGCCUUUCAGAUGAACUCACAAAAUGCGAGCGUUUAAAAGUUUUAAGAGUUGAGGAGAACUGCUUAGAUGUGAAUGCGUUUACUGAAAAUAUUUUGAAAAACUCAAAAUUUAGUGUGCUCGCAUUCGAAGGAAAUUUAUUCACAAUGAAGCAAUUCCAAGAAUUGAACGGGUAUGAUGAGUAUAUUGCUCGAUAUUCCGCUGGUAAGAAGAAACUAUAAGCAGUUAUUACCUAUAUUUUAAAUGUGCUAACCAUUCGGUUUUUUCCUAAAUUAGGUAUUAGUUAAGUAUACAUCUUAAUAAAUGAUGUCUAUUUUUUAACAUUUUAUUUUUUAACAUCAACUACGUUUAUUUAAAGAGAGUUUUGUAAAAAAAUAUAAAUAAAGUAGUAUAAUAACAAACAGAAAAACUUUGAAA